AUGAGGCUUGGAGAUUCUAGUAGCGAGCAGUCAAAUGCUAUGGCCGGUACGCCUCCAUUGACUCAGCGUUUUGUGCAUCCUGAUGUAUCACCCUCGUCUACAGCUACACCACAUGAUACAAUGUCUGCUCUAGCUCCUGGUCAGAAGGACAAACUUGGUAGAGUCAUGAUUGAGCCAGAUGGAUCAUCGUGGCAUCCUACAAAGGAAAUUGCUCGGGUUUUAAAAGAUUGUGUUAGAAGACUCUAUACACAGGCUUAUCACUCUUGGAGCGAGAUUCCAAACAGUAUAUGCCAGGCGAUGUUUAAUAACUUUAAGACUAUGUGUACUUGGGAGUCGAGGUGCAAUUUGGUCAUUGGGACCACAUUUGAGAGGAAGGCAUCCGCCAGACUGUCUAGCUGGCUAAAGAGCGUUCGGGAUAGUGGUGAACGUCCCAGUUGGAUGUUGCCUCAUGUUUUUGCUGAAUUGGGUCAGUAUUGGAAAACAGACAAGUUUAAGGCAAUAUCAGAUCAAGCUAAAAUGGCUAGAGAAAGUCUUAAAGGUGGCUCGUUGCACACCGGAGGUGCAAAGACGGUUGGAACAAUUGCACGAGAGAUGAUAAGUUUUAAUUCAAACUUUUAA
This is a messenger RNA of Solanum tuberosum (potato), 618 nucleotides long. RefSeq lists its product as uncharacterized. Bases 1 to 618 code for a protein of 205 amino acids. The record is from RefSeq and is a predicted model, not a curated record. NCBI's taxonomy places the organism in Eukaryota, Viridiplantae, Streptophyta, Magnoliopsida, Solanales, Solanaceae. The transcript has 3 exons.